Oppiella nova is the source of this 1336-nucleotide messenger RNA. The record is from the annotation of a GenBank genome assembly. Lineage: Eukaryota; Metazoa; Arthropoda; Arachnida; Sarcoptiformes; Oppiidae.
UAAAUAAUCAGUUUAUUAAUCUUGGAAAUAAAUAAUUAAUUAGUUGUGUAUUAAUCGACGACUAGUUGUGUCAAAAAGGAUGACUAAAUUAAAGAUUAGUGUAACGGAAAGGGAGCGCAACUUCUGUGAGGAUGAGUCGCAUGCCGUCACCGAAAAUCACACGGAAGUGGUGCUCGUGAACGACACCGACGACCAGAAACCGCUGGAUAAGACCAAACUGGCCGACCUGAUAGGAAAGGUAGGCAAAGACCUGACGGUCGUUGAGUUGGGUGGACUCAAGUUGGAUAACGAGUCCAUCGGUGCCAUUGCCAACAGUGGCGCACCCAUUGAGUGCAUCCGUAUCUACGACUGCACCGGUGUUACGGACGAGUUGCUCAAAUUGAUUGGGCAAAGAUUUACAAAGACUCUGAAACACGUGGAGGUCUUAGGUUUCUCCAGUUUCUACACCAAUGAUGGCUUAAAAGCGCUCAUACUAUCGAUCGGUAAUUUAGAGGCUAUUCAUUUGGACACCAGUAUCGCACUAUUAGCUGAAAUACCCGGUACUAUCACUAAUAUGAAACACGUCUGGUCUAAGAUAUCAAACGGCGAAAAGGAGUUAUUGUCACAGUUUUCGUUAUUUAAGUUGUCAAUUACGGCCACUGGAGACACACCAAUAGACAGCAAAUUAGCACUAAUUGGCGAAAAGUUUGGACCAAACUUCAAGGAACUCAAUGUAUGUGUUUGGUCGGGAGGGGACGCCCUACUGGAGGCGGUCGGCAAGUUCACAAACCUCGAGACACUGACCAUCAAUGGCCGGUCACCCAUGAGACACAUCGACUUCCGACUCAAUACGAACCUCCAGAAGCUGUCGACGUGCAAGAAGUUGCGUCACCUGAGACUCAUACUCAAGAACCACAGCACCGACCUCUACGACAAAGUGGACCAGUAUUUGCCACAACUCGAGAUCUUAGAGUUGGUUGGGCUCGACAUUGGCGACAGAGCGCUGAAAAGUGUGGCCAAACUCAAAAACGUUAGCUUUCUUGACAUCGCCUCUUCCCUACUCUCCGAUGGCGCUGUUAUCCACGUAAUCGAGAACAGUCCCAAACUGACCUGGUUCAGACCCAAUGGAGGUGAGGUCAUUAACCCGGAUCACACACCCAUUGGCCCCAAAACGCUGGACGCGUUCACCACCGCCGCCCGUAAGCGACCGGACACUCAGUUCGAGAUUGUGUUCAACUCGUCCGCCAAAAUCGAUUUGGACGCCCGUAAGGGUAGUCUACCGUCCAAUCUGUCCGUCAAAGUGGCCGACACUUCAUUUUUGCUAUCAUUUCCCGGCUCUACUCCGCGAGGCUUUUAA